This is a messenger RNA of Conger conger (European conger), 1306 nucleotides long. Its product is annotated as BET1-like protein. The record is from RefSeq and is a predicted model, not a curated record. The coding region runs from base 171 to 461 and encodes 96 amino acids. Gene Ontology annotation, biological process: retrograde transport, endosome to Golgi; regulation of retrograde vesicle-mediated transport, Golgi to ER. NCBI's taxonomy places the organism in Eukaryota, Metazoa, Chordata, Actinopteri, Anguilliformes, Congridae. The transcript is spliced from 4 exons. Gene Ontology annotation, molecular function: SNAP receptor activity. Gene Ontology annotation, cellular component: Golgi trans cisterna; SNARE complex.
CUAAACGCUAACUGUACUACUAGCCAAGAUCUAGCGAGGCGCCUGCAUUUACAGACUUUUGCCAUUUUAUCUUAUAUUAGUGUAAAUCGCUGUGUUCAGAAACAGAAACGCAACACCUACUCGAAAUCGAAGUGGUUGCCAGUGAGCCAGGAAAUGGCGCCGUGGAUGACAUGUUGGACGCAGAAAACAAACUUCUUGCGGACAACCUGGUCACCAAAGUCUCCAGACUGAAAUCGCUUGCCUACGACAUCGACAAAGAAGCAGAGGGACAAAACUCCUAUCUGGAUGGCAUGGACUCUGACUUUCAAAGCACCACUGGUCUGUUGACGGGGAGUGUGAAGAGGUUCUCCACCAUGGUGCUGUCUGGGAAAGACAACCGCAAGGUCCUCUGCUACGUGUCUGUGGGGCUGGUGCUCAUCUUCUUCCUGCUCUGCUACCUGGUCUCCAGGGCCCAGGCCUGAGGAGAGGAAACAAAUUAAAACUUUAUUCCUUCUUACAGGAGGAUGAUCGCUAACUCGCCUUCUCAGUUGUAUGGGAACUGGCCCUUUCCCAAAGGACUGCUGGUCCUUAUUAACAUUAAAUUGUGCAGAAAAUUCCCCGGUGGUCUUGAAAGUCGAACGGUCCUUGUUAUAAUAAUUCAUUUAAUAAUGAGCUGUGCCUGCAGCUACACUUGGAGAUGUGAGUGAAAGUGGAGUAUGAGGGCGUUUUGGGAUGUGUGUUACCUUUGUCACCUGUGCUGUCCUACUUUAUGAAUACUCCUGAUUUACCUUAAUGAAGUAUAGGAAUGGGGAUGGGAAUCAGCAGAUACUAAUGGGAUAUUUUAUUCGAGGUUCACCUUGCGUUAAAAAAUAAAUAGAUCAAAUGUCUUUGACCGUGAAGUUACUUUUUCUAAAUUUCAGGUGCAGGUAGAAAUGAAGGUUCACAAGUGACACAGAAAAGCUUUGAGAACCUGCCUUUCUUAAUUUUUUCUUCUCACUGGGUUCAGGCCUGGUUUUUGGUUUCCUCUGUUUGUGACAGCGUCUGUGAAUAAAAUUGUAUUGGAGUGAUAGUGGGAGUCAUGGAAACCAUCUGUUGGGCCGGAGGUCAGAGUCAUUUCUGGAAAAGGAGCUGACUCUGGAAUUUUGCGGUGGGGAAUCUACUAUUUAUUUGAAAUUAAAAUGCUUACUUUCUUUGGUGUACAUGUAACAACUUUACCAUUCUGCUUGCUGUAUAUGGUUCGGCAUGUUUAAUUGUGUGUUAUCAUUUGAUGCUUCAGGAACACUAGUAAUAUUCACAGUAAUAUUUUCAAUAAAAGAAUAAAAGAGGA